This is a messenger RNA of Danaus chrysippus (African queen), 297 nucleotides long. NCBI's taxonomy places the organism in Eukaryota, Metazoa, Arthropoda, Insecta, Lepidoptera, Nymphalidae. The record is from the annotation of a GenBank genome assembly.
AUGUAUUUAUUCAGAAGUGAUGUAAACAUUUGUAUUCCGGUGACGGCGCUCAUACCAUUAUCAUUAUCAGCUAAUUAUAGCGGGGCAAAGACCCCGAGUGCUCCAGUCAAGGGUACGUUCACUUCAAGUUCAGAGGUCAGAGGUCACGGCUGGGAGUGCCGAAGACAGCUCGGUGAUAUAUUUGGUGACAUUGAACUGAGUCCAUUGCCAACGACCUCGCUCCUCGGGAAGCUCCGCGGUUUGCGUAAUCGCUCCUGCGUACAAACAUCGACCUCACGCACACAGACAAACAAAUAA